GCGGAGGAGCGCAGCAUUACGCAGAGCAUGUAGCUGAAACUACAUCUCAUCACUGCGCUGCUGAAGUUUUUACAUCUGAACAGACUUUGUCGUCUUCUUUAAGAGAACACAUUUAGAACAUUUAGAGCUGCUUUUUGACAUUCCACUAGUUUUAAGCUAAAUGACAAGUAGGCAGCAGAGCAGACGCACUCAGUGAUACUCGGUGCACGAUGGAGGGAAAUAAGGGAUUACUGCGCUGUAAAAUAGUGGUGGUCGGCGAUACGGAGUGUGGGAAGACGGCUCUCCUCCACGUUUUUGCCAAAGACUCGUACCCAGAGAAUUAUGUUCCCACCGUGUUUGAGAAUUACACAGCCAGCUUCGAGAUCGAGAAACAGAGGAUCGAGCUCAACAUGUGGGACACUUCAGGUUCAACCUACUAUGACAACGUGCGCCCGUUAGCGUAUCCCGACUCAGACGCUGUCCUCAUCUGCUUCGACAUCAGCCGUCCAGAAACACUGGACAGCGUGCUCAAAAAGUGGCAGGGGGAGACGCAGGAGUUCUGUCCAAACGCCAAAGUGGUGCUGGUUGGCUGCAAGUUGGACAUGAGGACAGACCUCAAUGUCAUGAGAGAGCUUUCCAAACACAGACUCAUCCCCGUCACCCACGAACAGGGAACUACUUUGGCGAGGCAGAUUGGCGCAGUGGCCUACACAGAGUGCACCUCGAAGUAUUCAGAGAACAGCGUCCGUGAUGUUUUCCACGUAACCACGCUUGCCUCUGUGUCCCGUAUCAAUCGACCCCAGAUGAAGCGUGCUGGCUCGCGCCUCGGACUCAAGCGGGUUUCCCAGCAGCCACCCCGGACUGAGAUUCUUGAGCAAACACCCGCCAUUAGAAAGGACCGGGUCAAAAGCUGCGUGCUCAUGUAGGACCAGAGUCUAACCAACAGACUGAAAACCAUGCCGCACAUGAACUUAAUUUAUUGGUGAAUUCUUGUCAGGUCUUUGCACUGCAUAAAGGACGAUGUGAUGAAAACAAGAAACUAUGCUAUCCUGUGGAGUUCUUUGAGGAAAUGUUUGUCCAUCUUUAGCAAAACUUUCCUUGUUAUAUUUCUCAUUGGGAUGGUCAUUGUUGUGGCAAAGCUAUUUAACGCUUAAACACGUGGACAAAUGGUCAUGGACACAAAAAGGCUGGUAAGAAAAUGAUACAAAGGAAAGAAAAAUAGUGAGUAUGGAGUUGAAAGUAAAAAAAACAAAAAAACAUAGGAAAGAUCAGCCUGCAGGAACCAGCUUUAAAAGGGAUGUUGUGAUGUUGUUUCCUGUUUUGACAAACUAUUCUCUCUUUAAGUGGCAAAGUAAAUGAAGCACAAAAUGAUGCACGCAAACUGUUCUGAGUUAUUCCUAAAUGUCAGGGAUUAACUCUGCUGUUUCACUUCAUAUGACAAGUUUAAAAUCUGGACUAAAUUAAAAUAACUUGUGGCCUGAGAUGACACAAAUGUUCUUAAACCACAAGUGCUUUAAUAUUAAAAUCUUAUUAAUCACUCACCACAUAAAACUGAAGUGUUGUGCAAUGAAUAUUGUCCUUAUUCACACUGGGAAGGAAAGUCACAAAAAGAGUACAUUGGGUGAAUGUUAUGUUGUACAUGUGAUAAUGAAAUAAAUAAAAAUGGCUCUGCUGAGCGUUGGGACAUCUUCAA
Gymnodraco acuticeps is the source of this 1672-nucleotide messenger RNA. RefSeq names its product rho-related GTP-binding protein RhoN-like. The record is from RefSeq and is a predicted model, not a curated record. Lineage: Eukaryota; Metazoa; Chordata; Actinopteri; Perciformes; Bathydraconidae. The transcript is spliced from 5 exons. Gene Ontology annotation, biological process: small GTPase-mediated signal transduction. Bases 210 to 905 code for a protein of 231 amino acids. Gene Ontology annotation, molecular function: GTPase activity; GTP binding.